UACAGGCCUAUAAACAGCAUUGCAGUUAGAGUGUAAGGGUGGAGUGAUUCAAAAUGGAUUGUCUCAUGUCUGUUAGCCCUGCUUGUAUCUCUUUAGUUUUGACCAUGUUUCUUUUAUCAAGUUUACAUAUUGGAACGGUUAAGGUCAUUGGCGUACUGGUCAGCGAUAUGUCCAAUUCACUUCAGACAACUUCUGCAGAAAUGGGUAUAGAAAUUGGACUCAUCAUUGCGUUUUAUUUCCUAACAGCCCCAGUAAUUGGAGUCGUCAACACCCGAUGGAAUCAAAUUAGGUUGUUUCUGUUGAUAGGCGCCAUGCUGAAGUCCUGUGCCGUUGUACUUAUGGCAUUUGUAACUACAAACGCAGUAGCAUUCAUCUUGUUUGCUCUUAUGGGAAUCGGAACCAGCAUCAUGUGGAUGACUUGCUUAAAGGAGUUAAAUAGACUUGCUGGUGAAAACUUCAAGCUUCUGUACUCCUUAUCGACGUGUGGAUACCCAGUCGGUAUGACCCUCGUACCUCUCCUAGCCACAGGGCUGCUUGAUGUCUACAGUUGGCGGGACGUUCUACUAUUCCUCGGCGCACUUACCACGCAUCUAAUACCAUGUGGUAUGACCAUCAAGGCGUCCAUGGAUCCAAGAGACCAUGCGCAAUACGAUGGUGGUGAUGGAAGAAGUCAAUCGGACAUUACGUCAGAGAUGGGACUCUAUCAAAGAGUCCAUGGUUCAGAAGAUCGAUUCGAUCAAGACUCAGUACCAAGGUUGGAUAAUGAUAAUAAUGAUUCUGAAAACGGCGACACCCACAAGGAAGUUCAUCAGCAUGAUCAGUGUUCUCAAACGAAGCAAGAUCUCACGCGCAGGGACCUUAAAAUAACACCGAUCGAUGACGACGACCAUGAUGAUGAACCAUCUACAAAGUGCAGUAACCUUCAAAGUAAUGGUUUAACAAGAAAAUUAGUUGAGGGGUGGAGAAGCACGGAGUUUUACUCCAACCCACUUUUAGUUUUUGUCAUUCUCUCUUAUUGCAUGCUAGAGUUCAUUUACACCGGCUGGCAUGCUUUCCUUUUACCAAAAGCACUCCAAAGAACGUCAGAACGAAACACAGUUUUCAUAGCCUUAAGUGCGGCUAUCGGAAAUCUUUCUGGAAGGAUAUCAUCCGGUGUUUUAACCAACAGGCUCUUUGAUCCUACCAACAUGUACCUAAUAUUGUCGGUUAUUAACGUUGCUUCCAUGGCAUGUGAUGGCUUCCUAUCUUAUUACUUCGUUUCGCUAAUGAUGUCAUGUUUUAGUGGUCUUUCAAUCGCGGGAAGGGCCGUUCUAGGACCACUUGUUAUAAAGAGCACUGUUUCAAACGAAAACGUUCCGUUGAUCAUCGGAGUUAUGUAUUUUGUUUCUGGCUUGGGUGCUUUCCUUGGUGGCUACUCAGCAGGAUUGAUUGCCGACUGUUUGUCGUCAUAUGAUGCGACCUUCAAGAUUCUUGCAAUUGUUGACAUGUUAACCUUCAUCUUCAUGGCUGUACCUAAAAUAUUUGGUAGAAACCUAUCGACCGGUAAAGUGUAGUAACAAUCAAUCAAAUGACGUCGUUGUAGGUUAGAGCUCCUUUUAGAGCAUGGACCUACUCCUCUGUAUGUGGAUCGCGAAAUUAUUUUUCCGGACCCCAAUAUGAACAUUCAUGACUUGCGUCGAUUCAGAAUAAGAGUAAGCAGAUCAUAAUGCCUACAUAAUGGGAUCGACAGCGCGUCAUAUAUUAUCUGAAAAAGCUAAAAACCAGGGCCC
Molecule: messenger RNA, 1769 nt
Organism: Lytechinus variegatus (green sea urchin)
Lineage: Eukaryota; Metazoa; Echinodermata; Echinoidea; Temnopleuroida; Toxopneustidae
Product: monocarboxylate transporter 11-like
Exons: 4
Coding region: 54-1553 (499 amino acids)
Biological process (GO): transmembrane transport
Molecular function (GO): monocarboxylic acid transmembrane transporter activity
Source: RefSeq, a predicted model, not a curated record